CUUUUGCCCCCUGCUCCUGCUGCCCCCUGCAUUCUACAAGAAGAAUAAAAAAAAUAACCACGCGAAAUAUCUAACACAAUUUCAUCAGAUUUUAAACUUUAACUUACUUUAAGUAGUUCCUCGUUGUAAGUUUUGACAAAAAAUAUAACUUCAAAUUAACUUUAUAAACAGUAUGUCUGGGGAAAAUAAACAACCUUUGUACACGUCUGAUAGCCGGGGCAAUGACGAUACCGGCGAUGGAAGUGAGCAAAAACCAUUUAAAACAAUUUUACGAGCCAUGCGAGAGGCAGGUUCGGAGCCUUUUCCGGUAAUAUACGUUGACAGCAAUGAAGAAAGUACUAAAUACGAACCGGCUGCUAAGUCACAGUUGAAAAAAAUUCAGAAAAUAUGGGUAAGAGAAAACUACAAACAAGCAGACAAAGGUAAAAAAGAGGAGGAAGAUGCUGAAAAGAGAGUAAAAAAUUUAGAUGAAGCUAAAAAGAUUGUUAUCAGUGAGGACAAAACUUUACCAGCAGCAAAAAAAAUUAGGAUUUUUGAAGGUGAAAAACAUAGAGAAGGCAGAGUCAAAGUAUAUGGUUGGGUUCAUAGAAUCAGGAGACAGGGCAAAAAUUUAAUGUUUGUUACUCUCAGAGAUGGCACUGGAUUCAUACAAUCUGUGCUCAAUGAUAAACUUUGCCAAACAUACAAUGCUCUUGUUUUACAAACUGAAUCAUCAAUACUGCUGUACGGGACAAUUCAAAAAGUACCAGAAGGAAAAAAUGCUCCAGGAGGACAUGAACUUGUAGUAGAUUAUUGGGAACUGAUAGGUUUGGCUCCACCAGGUGGUGCUGACUCCAUAUUGAACGAACAGGCUUUACCUGAUGUCCAAGCUGAUAAUAGGCACAUAAUGAUUAGGGGAGAGAACACUUCUAAAGUCUUGAGGAUACGAUCUGUAUUAUUACAGGCUUUUAGAGACCAUUAUUUGGACAGAGGUUAUUGCGAAAUCACUCCUCCAUCUAUAGUCCAAACUCAGGUAGAAGGAGGAUCGACGUUGUUCAAAAUGGAUUAUUUCGGUGAAGAAGCAUUUUUAACACAAAGCUCUCAAUUGUAUCUCGAAACUUGCCUGCCAUCUAUGGGCGACGUUUAUUGCAUAGCUGAAAGUUUUAGAGCUGAACAAAGCAGAACGAGAAGACAUCUAGCUGAAUAUACUCACGUUGAAGCUGAAUGUCCAUUUAUAACUUUUGAUGACUUGUUGGAUCGUUUAGAAGAUUUGAUUUGUGACGUUGUUGAAAGAGUUUUAAAAUCGCCGUUUGGGCAUAUUGUAUAUGAACUUAACCCAGGUUUUAAAGUUCCAGAAAGACCAUUUAUGAGGAUGAACUACUCGGAUGCUAUCGAGUAUUUAAAGAAGAAUAACAUUUCGAAAGAGGAUGGUACUUUUUAUGAAUUUGGAGAGGACAUUCCAGAAAUGCCAGAACGAAAAAUGACUGACCAAAUCAACAAACCCAUCAUGCUGUGCAGGUUCCCAGCUAAUAUUAAAUCGUUUUACAUGUCCAAGUGUCCAGAAGAUAAACGACUCACUGAAAGUGUUGAUGUUCUUUUGCCCAAUGUAGGAGAAAUUGUUGGAGGAUCGAUGAGGAUUUGGGAUUUGGAGGAAUUGUUGAAAGGCUACAAGCAAGAAGAAAUAGACCCAGCUCCAUAUUUCUGGUACACGGACCAAAGAAAGUACGGUACUUGUCCUCAUGGCGGUUAUGGCUUGGGUUUGGAAAGAUUUGUCUGUUGGUUAUUGAAUAGAUAUCAUAUUAGAGAAGUUUGCUUAUAUCCUCGUUAUUUGAACCAUUGUAAACCUUAAAUGUACACAGCCAAAAAUGGCUGUCAUGGCAGUAAUAAUAUUCAUAAAGGCAUUUAAAUAUCUAAUAAUUUUUUUAAUUAUCAUGUAAUAAUUUAGUGCUUCAAAAUAAAACAUUGGAAAAAGUAAUUUAUG
Psylliodes chrysocephalus is the source of this 1960-nucleotide messenger RNA. The record is from the annotation of a GenBank genome assembly. NCBI's taxonomy places the organism in Eukaryota, Metazoa, Arthropoda, Insecta, Coleoptera, Chrysomelidae.